Molecule: messenger RNA, 2541 nt
Organism: Acipenser ruthenus (sterlet)
Lineage: Eukaryota; Metazoa; Chordata; Actinopteri; Acipenseriformes; Acipenseridae
Product: dol-P-Man:Man(5)GlcNAc(2)-PP-Dol alpha-1,3-mannosyltransferase-like
Exons: 9
Coding region: 591-1889 (432 amino acids)
Cellular component (GO): endoplasmic reticulum
Molecular function (GO): dol-P-Man:Man(5)GlcNAc(2)-PP-Dol alpha-1,3-mannosyltransferase activity
Source: RefSeq, a predicted model, not a curated record
CCAGAAGCGCACAAUACGAACGCAUCAGAGAUAGAGAGUCAGCCGGCUUUAAAUACACACGUGGAGCAUCCGGAAGUGCAACGCUGAUACGCGCCGCCCACCCGGAGGCUGUACCUGUCUUAUUUUUUAAUUCUUUGUGCAAAUAAUAGGUGAAUAUGUAGUGAAGUUUAAUGGCUAAGGUUUCGUUGGUUAACAUGUGAAAUAUAUAACUAUAUAUAACUACGGCCCCUGUAGGAUGUAUUGGGAGGAGUGUAUACGUGACAGAAAACGCGUGGCCGGAGUGCAGGUGAAACAGACCCCCAGGGAAACGGCGGUGUGGUCAGUGAGUCAUUCACCAACAUAUUAAUAUAGCCUAUACGGCCAACCAAAAGCAGUGCCACCGAGGAACGAAGCCACAAAAUCAGUACGGAUGCAGUUUAGGAAAUAGUCUAAUUUUAGAAUAAAAAUCACGACUGAUCCGCGUCACUCAGUUCCACGAGAGGUUAUUAAUAGUGGCACUGGUGUAAGUUCCAGACCGGCCACAGGAAGUGUUUCCGGGGGGGGGAUACUUUAUGCCGUGACACCCGGCUACAGAGAGCGAAGAGUCAGAGAUGGCAGCUGGUGCGGUAGUCGCGAGGAAAAAAUCUGCGGGACCCCCGUCUCCGAUUUGGGGGACCCUACGCGCUCUAUGGAAGGAUAAGCAGCGGGUUCUGUUCAAACCCGAGUAUACCCUGCUCGUGACCGCGGUACUUUGGAUCGCCGAGAUCGGGAUCAAUAUCUGGGUGAUCCACCGAGUUGCAUAUACAGAGAUUGAUUGGAAAGCCUACAUGGAUGAGGUGGAGGGGGUUAUCAAUGGAACGUACGAUUACACUCAGCUGAAAGGAGACACUGGCCCCUUGGUGUACCCAGCUGGCUUUGUGUACAUCUUCACAGUGCUGUACUACGUGACUGGCCGGGGGAGGGAUGUUCGGCUGGGUCAGUACCUCUUCGCAGUCUUCUACCUCGUCACGCUGCUCCUGGUGUUUCGUAUCUACCUCCGCACCAGCAAGGUGCCCCCCUUCGUGUUCUUCUUCAUGUGCUGUGCCUCCUAUCGGAUCCACUCCAUCUUCAUCCUGCGGCUCUUCAAUGACCCCGUGGCCAUGAUGCUUCUCUUUGUGGCGGUCAACCUCUUCCUGGACGGCCGCUGGACACUAGGCUGCUGCUUCUACAGUCUGGCAGUGUCUGUGAAGAUGAACGUGUUUCUGUUCGCCCCCGGGCUGCUGUUUCUGCUGCUCUGUGAGUUCGGGCUGCUGAGGACCAUUCCCAGGCUCUCCCUCUGUGCAGCUAUACAGGUGGCGCUGGGCCUCCCCUUCCUGCUGGAGAACCCGCUGGGCUACGUGAGCCGCUCCUUUGACCUGGGCCGGCAGUUCCUCUUCGAGUGGACUGUGAACUGGCGCUUCCUCCCUGAGGAGGUCUUCCUCAGCCGCUAUUUCCACCUGGCCCUGCUGGGGGCGCACCUCUCCAUGCUGCUGCUCUUCACUCUCUACCGCUGGAACAGGUCUCAGGAGAGCAUCAUCGCCCUGCUGAAGGACCCAGCCCAGCGCAAACACACCUCGCCGAAGCUCACCGCUGACCAGAUCACCUACACACUGUUCACCUCCAACUUCAUCGGGGUGUGUUUCAGCCGCUCGCUGCACUACCAGUUCUAUGUGUGGUACUUCCACACGCUGCCCUACCUGCUGUGGAGCGGCCGGGUCACGAAACUGGCUCCCCUGCUCAGGGUGCUGAUCCUGGGGCUGGUGGAGCUGUCCUGGAACACCUAUCCCUCCACGGUGUACAGCUCGGCUGCGCUGCACGCCUGCCAUCUCAUCAUCCUGCUGUCUCUGUGGUAUGGAGAGGAGGCUGCCGUCGACCUCCACAAACGCAAGUGAUCCCCCGUCCAGCACCAUGGGAGGACUGUUCAAACAGGCCCUUCCCCGUCAGUCCCAUACGAGGAGAAGGAGAGUGCAAGCACAGAGAGUCCAGUCUUGGUGUAAUCUAGCCGUCCAGCGCUUUCUCAGUCUCUGCUCAGCAGAAUGUUCUGGGGGAAGGAACGGCAUUCUGAUCUAGUGGUUAGAGAGUACAGGGCUAAAGCUUAUCCCUGUGAGACCUUAUGCAGUGCUAUUGGUAUUUCUGUAUCUGAAACCUUUAACAAAACAAAUCUCUUUACAGGUGUGGUGGGUUUCAGCAGUGUAUGGAAUUAGAGAAAUACACCUCUUGCAGUUGCCACACUGUUCCACACCUCGCCAGUUCAAUCGGGACUCUUGAGAUUAACCUACACUGAGAAUGUUGGACGUGGGACCUUGAGUGAUAGUUUUAUUUAUUUAUUUUUUUUCAUUUGAGUUUAUUUUUAUUUGUGUCGACCUGCUGCUGAAGUAACAGCGACAAAGAGCCAAAGAAAAACGAGGAGGACACAAAAAACAAAAGUAGAAUCUUUCAGUUUUCCAUGUGCAACUUGUUGAUUCUUGGGCAGCAAUGUGUGAUUUCUUUAUUAUUAUUAUUAUUAUAAAAAUUUUUUUUUAAGAAUUAAAGGAUAAAAACUUU